Messenger RNA from Penicillium nucicola, 1716 nucleotides. Its product is annotated as alpha-keto acid decarboxylase family protein. The transcript is spliced from 4 exons. The record is from RefSeq and is a predicted model, not a curated record. NCBI's taxonomy places the organism in Eukaryota, Fungi, Ascomycota, Eurotiomycetes, Eurotiales, Aspergillaceae. Bases 1 to 1716 code for a protein of 571 amino acids. Gene Ontology annotation, molecular function: carboxy-lyase activity; magnesium ion binding; thiamine pyrophosphate binding.
AUGGCGUCCACCGAUAUCGCUACCCAGGAGCUUAAGAACCCCAUUGAUGUCGCUGAAUACCUCUUCGGACGUCUCCGCGAGGUUGGGAUUCGCUCAGUGCACGGCGUGCCUGGCGACUACAACCUUGCAGCCUUGGAUUAUUUACCCAAUUGUGACCUUGACUGGGUUGGAAACUGCAAUGAGCUCAACGCCGGUUAUGCUGCUGAUGGAUACGCUCGCGUGAAUGGCAUCUCUGCACUGAUUACGACUUUUGGUGUUGGAGAGCUGUCAGCUCUCAAUGCCAUCGCUGGCUCGUACUCCGAAUUCGUCCCCGUCGUUCAUAUCGUUGGCCAGCCCACCACCCAAUCCCAGAAAGAUGGAAUGCUGCUGCACCACACCCUCGGCAAUGGGGAUUUCAACGUCUUCAAUAAGAUGAGCGCUGGAAUCUCUUGCUAUGUUGCUCGUCUGAACGACCCGCAUGAUGCUGCUACUCUUAUUGACAGUGCCAUUCGCGAAUGCUGGAUCCGCAGUCGUCCGGUCUACAUCACUCUCCCCACCGACAUGGUCGCCGCUAAAGUUAACGGUGACCGCUUGAAGACACCUAUUGAUUUAUCUCUGCCUAAGAAUGACCCAGAGAAGGAAGACUAUGUUGUUGAUGUCGUCUUGAAGUAUCUCCAUGCUGCCAAGAAUCCUAUCAUCUUGGUCGAUGCCUGUGCUAUCCGUCACCGGGCCCUUGAAGAAGUGCACGACCUCGUUGAGAAGUCCGGUCUGCCGACCUUUGUAACCCCUAUGGGCAAGGGAGCCGUUGAUGAGACACACAAGAACUUUGGAGGUGUUUAUGCCGGAAAUGGCUCCAAUCCCGGAGUCAGCGAGGCUGUUGAGGCAUCCGAUCUCAUCCUGAGCAUUGGCUCCAUCAAGUCUGACUUCAACACUACCGGUUUUACCUAUCGCAUUGGACAGCUGAACACCAUUGACUUCCACAGCACCUAUGUGCGGGUCCGAUACUCCGAGUAUCCCGAUACCAACAUGAAGGGUGUCUUGCGGAAGGUUAUCCAGCAGAUGAAGCCUCUGGCUCCCGCCAGUAUUCCCUCAAUCACGAACCAGCUGUCUGACAGUGAGAAAGCAUCCAGCGACCAGACGAUUACACACAACUGGCUGUGGAAUAUCGUUGGACAAUGGCUGAAGCCAAAGGAUGUGAUUAUCACAGAGACUGGCACUGCCAACUUUGGUAUCUGGGACACCCGCUUCCCUGCCAACGUGACUGCCAUCAGCCAGGUCCUUUGGGGCAGCAUUGGGUACUCCAUGGGAGCCUGUCAGGGUGCCGCCCUCGCCGCGAAGGAACAGAAGAACCGCCGAACCAUUCUCUUCAUUGGUGAUGGAAGUAUUCAGCUAACCGUGCAGGAGUUGAGCACUAUCCUGCGGCACAACUUGAACCCUAUUGUGUUUGUAAUCUGCAACGAAGGAUACACCAUUGAGCGAUACAUCCACGGAUGGGAUGCCAAAUACAACGACAUUCAACCGUGGGACUUUUUCAACAUUCCCAAGGUCUUUGGCGGCGCCGAUGAUAACUACCAAGGCUACCGGGUCAAGGCCCGCGAUGAGCUCAACAAACUAUUUGCCGACGAAGAGUUUAACUCUUCUAACAAGCUCCGGUUGAUUGAGCUGUACAUGCCCCGCGAUGAUGCCCCCGCAGCUUUGAAGCUGACCGCCGCGGCCGCUGCCAAGCGUAAUGGCUAA